UCAGAUGGAAGAAAAUGAAUAUAUAGCUACUUUUAAAGAUUCCACGCAUGAGUUUGAAAGUGAUUCCUGUCCUGAUGAAGCAGAUACGCAAUCAGUUGUAAGUGAAGAUAACGACAUUUUCCAUGAAUGCAAAAAUCAUGAUCAAUUGGACGUUCAGAUGACAAGGAGAUAUGUCGAUAUUGCCGAAGAUGACCCGCACUUACCAGGAAUAGCAAUAAUGGAAGGUAUGGAGAAUAUUCAAAUCAGAGAAGAACAAAACAAUGACGGUCUUGGAGCAUGCUCAACGGCAACAGAAAGUUCUUUAUCUUCUGAUUUUAAGAUAAAAAGUGAAGCAACAUAUCAAUACUUGGAAAAUACGAAAGAGACAAAAGCUACUGAUUAUCCUGGUAAUGUCCGAUAUUGCGACCUAUGUAAAGAUAGCAACCUUUUCAUACUUUCUUCUUCCUAUUGCAUCGCAUGUGAAGAGUCGUAUUGCUUUGAUUGUACAAAGAUCCAUCGCUCCCAAAAGGCGACAAAAGCGCAUGAAAUGGGCCCUCCGGAAACGAGAGGAUCGUUGUUUAUGUGUGACACUUGUAGCAGUCUCGAUACCAAGCAUCCAGCAUUAGCUAGUUGUAAAGAAUGCGAAGAGCUAUACUGUGAUGCAUGUUCUAGUGCACACAAACGACAGAAGGCCACAAAAGCACAUUCCGUUUUAAUCCAUGUUGGUCUUCCUGAGAGAGGGACAUGCGAGCCAUGCAAAGAAAAUGGAUACGGUGACAAAACAGCGUCCCACCUUUGUAUUGAUUGUGAUGAAGUCCAGUGCUAUGACUGUUUCUUUGUCCAUUCAAAACAGAAAGCUACAAAAGAGCACAUCAUCGUUUGUUCCAUUGAAAACGACGGAAAAUACUGCCGGUCCUGUUAUAAAACAGGAAAACGGAAUAUGGCAGACAUGUACUGUAGAGCAUGUUCUCUAAAUUUGUGUAUUGUGUGUGCCCGUAUACACAGACAGGAUCAAACAACUCGAGAUCAUAAAGUACUUGAUAUACCAAACACACUAGCGGAUGAAUACAAAAGGACGAAAAAGAAAGACAAAUCAGCAGAUCAGAAACUUGAUAGCAAGAGUUAUGAAGAAGAUAUGAAACCCGGCGUGCCUUGUGUAGUUGGUCAUAUCAAAGUAGAUUCUGUUUGUCUCGCAUGGGAACACCCAAAACAACACAUAAAAGACAGCAGUUAUCAACUACGCUAUAAAGAAGCAGGUCCCGAUGCUAAAUGGACUCUCCAUCCUGAUGUUACUUCACAAGCCUCGAUUACACUGAGCAAUUUGAAGUCAAAUGCAAAAUAUGUUUUCCAAGUUCGUAUGGUAUGUGACGAAAAAGAAGGGCCAUAUAGUGAUGCCAGCGUCUAUGUCGAAACUAUACAGUCUGCCGCUGCUCGACUGAUGGAUUUUAUGUACAAUGUUGAGAGAAUUGAUGUAGAAAUGCCUUUGAAGAAAGUUCCUCUGCAAGAAAACAAAACAGCACGAGACGUAAAGGGCAAAACAAGAAAACUGACCAUCGGUGAGGAUAAAAAGACUAACUCAAAAGAAAGGACAAUUAUGCUUGUUGGAGCCACAGGAGCGGGAAAGAGUACAUUAGUCGACGGAAUGAUAAACUAUAUACUUGGAGUUAAUUGGAGUGACCCUUAUAGACUUACUCUUGUUGAUCUGGAGAAAGAGGAAAUGAAUAGAGAUGUAAACCAGGCUGUUUCACAGACACAGUGGAUAACCUGCUAUACUAUUAAUCCGUUGAGAGGUAGUCGUCUAGAUUACACUUUGAACAUAAUAGAUACACCAGGGUUUGGAGAUACACGUGGAAUCGAAAGGGACAAGGAAAUAAUUGAACAAAUACGUAAACUGUUUUCCAACGAAGGAGAUACUGGUAUUGUUUUCAUUGAUGCCGUUUGCUUUCUUAUAAAAGCACCCGAUGCAAGGUUAACCCCAACACAAAUGUACAUUUUCAGCGCAAUCAUGUCACUUUUCGGACAAGAUAUAGCGGAUAAUUUUUGCAUGCUUGUGACAUUUGCAGACGGUAAACGACCACCAGUACUUUCGGCUUUAAAGGAAGCCAAUUUGCCACACCAACAGUACUUUCCAUUUAAUAACUCUGGCCUCUUCGCAGAGAACGCAGAUAAAAACGCAUCUACGUUUUCUGCCAUGUUCUGGGAUAUGGGAUGUCAAAGCUUUAGAAAAUUUUUCGAGAAACUUAUAACACUGGACACUAAAAGCUUAAAGCAGACAAAAGAUGUUCUGAAGCAAAGGGAACUUAUAGAGUUAAGUAUGGACAAUCUUCUUCCCAAAUUAGACUCUGGUCUUCAUAAAGUAGAAGAGAUACGUAUUGAGAUAAAUGUAUUGGAAGAAAACAAAACACAAAUAGAGGAAAACAGUGAUUUUGAAUAUACUGUUUCGGAAACUGAACAGAAACAAAUAGAUUUACCAGUAGGACAGCAUGUUACAAACUGUCUAACGUGUCACGCAACAUGCCAUAAAAAUUGUAUGAUACCAAAUGACGAAGAUAAAAGAGGUUGCGCAGCAAUGGAUGACGAAGGCUAUUGCACUCAGUGUCAAAUGAAAUGUUUUUGGAACAUUCAUAGAAACACGCCAUACAUUUUCGAUUACGUCACCGUUAAAAAACAGAAGACAUACACAGAAAAGCUUGAAAAAUAUCGUCGUGCCCAAGAUGAAAAAAUGACCCGGCAAAAAGUAGUCGAAAGAAUGCAGGAAGAGUUGCUUGCUCUUGAGCAUGAAAUCUUGGAUCUAAUGGCGAGAAUUAAUCUGUGCAAUAAUAUCUUAAGAGAGAUAGCACUACGGCCAGAUCCCCUUAGUGUAGUUGAACAUAUUGAUCUGCUAAUAGAGACCGAGAGAAUGGAGAAACGAACUGGCUUCCAAGCUCGAAUUUCCUCUCUGCAGCAGUGUCGAAGAAGGGCGACUAUAGGUGAAGAUGUUGAAAGAUUUACCACAAGCUUUACGAACACGAAAAUAUUCACUGCACAGGUGUCAACAUCACAAAAGAAUGGAAAAAACAACCAGAACAAGAAAAAAGGAAAAGCUGGCUUGUUUCAGUCGGUUGUCAAUUAUUUUCAAAACUGAUUAAUGCAGUAUAGAAACAGUGCGAAAAACGACAUUUACUGUAUGCAUACGCAUAAACUUGAAUGCCCUGACAUGGGACAAUCUGUACUACCAUAAUUGUAUAUAUGAAUCAAUAGUCUCAAUUUUGUGCCCAUUGAAUUUCUUCGUUUUUAUCUGAUUACUAUUAUCAUAUUAACACAGGUAUUUUUGUCUCCUAUGAUGCCCUGUUAGGCAUUUAGAACUAUUUCUGUCCUGCAUAAUUUUAAACCUUCAUUUAAAAAUAUUUCAUAUAGUUACUCAAGUAGUUUAGUAACAUUUUUGGUAAAAAAGACAUAAAUGGGUUUUGUAGCAGCCUGCCUGUACUGGCUAAUUUACUUUCUAUUUUCGCCUCCUAAGCGUCUCAUUUUCACUGACUGAUUUGAUACAAGGUAAAACAAUUUUACCUAUAGCAAUAAUUCUUGCAAUAUUUAGACAUUUUGGUAAGGUUUGCUGAACUUAUCCCGUGUUAGUUUUUGACCCUAUAUUAGCUUAGGUC
Molecule: messenger RNA, 3617 nt
Organism: Mercenaria mercenaria
Lineage: Eukaryota; Metazoa; Mollusca; Bivalvia; Venerida; Veneridae
Exons: 5
Coding region: 5-3103 (1032 amino acids)
Molecular function (GO): GTP binding; protein binding; zinc ion binding
Source: RefSeq, a predicted model, not a curated record